Messenger RNA from Ophidiomyces ophidiicola, 1338 nucleotides. It is a transcript of the gene dus2, whose product is annotated as tRNA-dihydrouridine synthase 2. Bases 1 to 1338 code for a protein of 445 amino acids. Gene Ontology annotation, cellular component: cytoplasm. The transcript has a single exon. Gene Ontology annotation, molecular function: flavin adenine dinucleotide binding; tRNA dihydrouridine synthase activity. The record is from RefSeq and is a predicted model, not a curated record. Gene Ontology annotation, biological process: tRNA dihydrouridine synthesis. NCBI's taxonomy places the organism in Eukaryota, Fungi, Ascomycota, Eurotiomycetes, Onygenales, Onygenaceae.
AUGACGUCCUUUACAGAGGCAGCACCCCGUGUUCCCAUUCCCAAAAACGGGGUGGACUACCGGGGCAAGGUCGUUCUCGCUCCCAUGGUCCGCUCUGGAGAAACCCCGUCGCGACUCGUCUCCCUUAAGUACGGCGCAGACUUGGUAUGGGGCCCCGAAACUAUCGACCGUGCCCUGAUUGGCGCACAUCGGCGUGUUAACCCUCGCACUUCGAUGAUCGAAUUCACACGCACCCCGUCGAAUGGCGGCCAGCCAGACAAGCCGACGCAGCAAUCUGUGAUAUACAGGAUUGACCCCGUGCGGGAGAAGGGAAAAUUGAUCUUUCAACUGGGCACUGCAUCCCCGCCAUUGGCUGUGGAAGCUGCAAAGGUUGUUGCCGCUGAUGUCUCUGGAAUAGAUGUGAACUCGGGUUGUCCUAAACCCUUCAGCACUAGCGGAGGCAUGGGCGCCGCACUUCUCCAAACCCCAGACAAACUCGUCUCUAUUCUCGAAGCCCUGGUUGAAGAAGUCGGUAAGCCCUAUGAAGUUGGAAUAUCUGUGAAAAUCCGUCUUUUCUCGGACCCCGAACGGACAGAAUCACUCGUCACACGACUCUGCAAAACCGGUAUAACCGGUCUCACUGUGCAUUGCCGCACGACUCCGAUGCGUCCGCGCGAAGCUGCUAUUCGUCAGCAGCUGCCCAUGAUUGCAUCGAUUUGUCGAAAAGCAGGCGUGGCUUGUGUUAUGAAUGGAGACGUGAAGUCGCGCGAUGAAGCGCUUGAGUUGAUCCGCGAGUACGGCGUCGACGGAGCCAUGAUCGCAACGUCUGCCGAGUCCAACUUUUCCUGUUUCCGAUCCAAAGCCGACGGCGGUCUUGCAUACUGGCGGGAUCUAGUUCGAUCCUACGUUGAGGCAGCACUGCAAUGUGAAAAUAGAUGGGGCAACACAAAAUUCCUGCUCAAUCAAUUGAUUCCAGGUAAAGAAAGGGGCUAUGGGGAAGCGAAAAGAUCCAAAACAUAUGAGGACUGUGUGACUAUACUGGGAUUCGAAGAUCUGAUCUCCAGAGCAGCUCAAGUCGACGAGAUUCUUGGAACAUCCCAGCAGCGCGUACAUGACGCUAGUUCAAAAAGCCCUGCAGUCCUGAAAGCUAUGGAAGAAAACAGCAGUGCAAAGGCUGCUGGCGGCGGUGUACUAGGGAAAUCCAUUAACCUCAAAUACCCUACCCAGCUUAAUAUUGACGGUAGCGGCACUGGCCCUAUUCGCACCAGCCAAACUACCAACAAGCCUGCCUCUGCUUCAGAUGCUACUUCAAAUAUUCCGAGGAGCGUACAUGCGCCCACUGGCCCUUUAAUCGUAUGA